This is a messenger RNA of Entrophospora sp. SA101, 402 nucleotides long. Lineage: Eukaryota; Fungi; Glomeromycota; Glomeromycetes; Entrophosporales; Entrophosporaceae. The record is from the annotation of a GenBank genome assembly.
AUGAGUUCUAUAAUAGAUAUAGCACCAGGUAUGGCAAGAGGACUUACGAUAUUCUUUGGAGUUUGUUUUAUUAUCAUGGCAUUAGUUUAUGUUUUUGGUAUAAUUGCAUCUGCGUUCGUAACGACUAAUCGACAAUCAGAGGUUGAUCUAUGUACGGAAGAAUAUAAACCGCAUUGUGAUUCGAAUGUAACGGCAAUGAUUUGGAUGAGAUGUAUUUUGAUGUUUAUUGCAAUUUUAUUUGGGAUGUAUUUCGCUGGGGUUGCGUCUAGAUUGGCUCAAAAGCUUGAAACAAAUUACCGUAUGAGACAUAAACAUAAAGGUGUGGCUAGAUCAUCAUCAGUAUCUAUACAAAGUGUUUCAAGUAAUGAUUAUAACCCGCAUGCUACAAUUAAAAACAUCUAG